Molecule: messenger RNA, 1362 nt
Organism: Salvia hispanica
Lineage: Eukaryota; Viridiplantae; Streptophyta; Magnoliopsida; Lamiales; Lamiaceae
Source: RefSeq, a predicted model, not a curated record
GGCCCCAUUUUUUCAAACAUUUGGUCUGCAGCUCUCACGCCAACACAAAUGGAGGGAAAUCCCAACAACAUCGAACUCGUCAAUUCGCUUCAAGCUGAAAUGGAGUCUCUCCGAGAAAGGAUUAAUCAACUAGAGACCGAGAACGCUAAGCUCUCUCAACAACUCUCGGGUUGCGUCUGCCAGAAGAAUGCAGGGAGUUAUAGAGCUUUGUCCGUGGACUGCACUAGCUCGAUUGGGGAAAUGGAGAUGCUGAAAUUGAAUGAAAUCUGUUCACUAAACAGAUCAAAAUAUAAAGAAUCGGGUGACCAUACAAUGGCCUUGCAUCAUUUACCAAAGCGACAUGUUGCUUUAAAGGUUAUGUAUUUUGGCAAAAGAUUUUACGGUUUUGCUUCAGAGGCACAGAUGGAUCCAACAGUAGAAUCGGAAAUUUUUAAAGCCCUUUACAAGACAAGGUUAGUAUCUGGUGAUAAGAAGGAAUUGCAAUACUCAAGAUGUGGCAGAACAGACAAGGGAGUCUCGUCUGUUGGCCAAGUAAUCUCUCUAUCUCUACGAUCAAAUCUUAAAGAAAUAUCAUCCAGCAACGGAUAUUCUGUGGAAAUCUCUGCUGAGGAAUCAUGUGAUGGUGAACUAGAUUAUGUAAAGAUACUAAAUAGAGCUCUUCCUAAUGAUAUUAGAAUUAUUGGAUGGUCACCUGCUCCAACUGAUUUCAGUGCAAGGUUCAGUUGUUUGAGCAGGGAAUAUAAGUACUUCUUUUGGAGAGAAGAUUUAAAUAUCAUGGCAAUGGAAAGUGCAGGAAAGAGAUCCAUUGGGGAACAUGAUUUCAGAAAUUUUUGUAAGAUGGAUGCAACUAAUGUCCACAACUAUAGGCGGUACAUCACAUCAUUUGAGAUUUUCUCAUGCAAUGAAAGGUUUAAAAGUAAUCCUGAACCUUCUAGUAAGUUCCAUUCCAAUUUAGCUUGUUACAGAUUACAGAAUAUAUCAGGCACCAAUUUAGAUUCUCUGUCCACAACCCAGAAGAAAAUAUUAACAGUGAUAGACAAGUUACUGGAUAUUGAAAGAACAGCAAGGAAACCUCAAUACAAAAUGGCUCCAGAGAUUCCCCUCGUUCUUCAGUCUUGUGAAUUUGAUGGUCUCAAAUUUAAGUGUUCAUCAGAUGCUAAGCAAGCUCUACGUGCUCACUUGGAGAAGGAAUGUCGAAGUUAUAAACUUGAAGCAGCAAUCUUUCACGAGGCCUUGCUCAGCUGUUCAAGCACCUUCUCGGAUUCCAGUCAGCUAAACAGUAGAACAAAGAAGAAGGGACCGACUCACAUUCCACUGAUGGCGCGACCCACUGAGCCCUCUUAUGAAGAACGACGCGCAUAA